Molecule: messenger RNA, 2022 nt
Organism: Orycteropus afer afer
Lineage: Eukaryota; Metazoa; Chordata; Mammalia; Tubulidentata; Orycteropodidae
Gene: BRME1
Product: break repair meiotic recombinase recruitment factor 1
Exons: 7
Coding region: 1-2022 (673 amino acids)
Biological process (GO): double-strand break repair involved in meiotic recombination
Source: RefSeq, a predicted model, not a curated record
AUGGGGGGGGGGUACUGUCUGUCCUCGCGCACGCGCCCUUUCCGGAGCUCCGCGCCCCUCGCUUGUCACCUCGCGAUCACCACUCCCACGCCCUCGCCCCCCAAUGUGGCCGCUCCACUUCCGCCUUGGCCCUCUGGCGCCGCGACACCGGAGCGUUACAACUGGACUUGUCCGAGCCGCCGCAACAAACUACAACUCCCACCAGGCAGCGCGCUGGCGCGUAUGCGCAAGGCUGAACGGCAGGAUGCGAGGGGAAAGAGGCGGGGCGUACGCAGCUCCCCUGAUGAAGAAACAGAAGUUCCCUCCCAGCUUCUUGGGCAACUGGAAAAGGAUCCAGCUCCUUUCCCUCUUUCCCAGAACUCAGCUGGAAAGUUUGUGCCCCAGUUUGCAAAACCCAGAAAAACAGUGACAAGAAGAGCAGAGAUGAAGGAAGAGGACAUUAAGAGUGGGGCUGUCGACCUGGAAAUGCCGCAGGAGCCCAGUGCCUCACAGGCAGGAAGCCAGCAGCUACAGGCAUCCCUGGGGCUUGCUCUCCCCGAGGAGGGGGGCCCAGAGGACCGGGUAGUGGCUGCUACUGGUGCCCACCCCAAGCAGCAAGGCCAGCUCUCCCCGGAGCCUGUGCCAGGCAGUGGGGCUUUUCUGCCAGUGACAUCCACCGACAGCUACCCGAGCUGGGGAUCAAUGCCCUCUGCUUCAGAGAGGGCCAGCCAGGACCAUCUGCCAGGGCCUGGGACCCAUGCUCUGGAUGGUGGAAACAAAAGCUUAGUAGAAUCCCGCCUUGUAGAGGAACAGCAGGGGAAUGGCAGGCCUGGCACACAGAAGGGUUUGGCUCCUCAGAGUCUUGGCCAAAAGGGGCCUCCACCAAGCAGUGAAUCUGAAGGGAAGGAGCUACACAGAGGAGCCCCCCAGAAGGAAGGAGAAGGUGUCCUAGGCAUCUUGGGCCCCAUUUCUUCUCCAGUCCCUGCUCAGGGCCUGAGCCCUGUGUCUCAGAGCCCAGAACCUGGGUCUGCUGCCCAGGGCUGUCCAGACCAUGUGCAAACACCCAGCAAGCCUGUUGUCAUCUUCACAGAGAGGAUCACAGACCCCACAGUGCCACCACCAGGGGCUCUGCAGGUGGCCAGGUUGGACGGGCAGGCCCCCAGCAGCGGCCACAGUGGGGCCCUGCCACACUCCUCAGAGGCUGUAGGAGGCAGAGGGGAAGCAGAGCUUGGAGAUGAGCCCCCCAGCAAUGCCCCAGGGCCCCCUGCAGCCUCCCUGGCUCCUGCUCUGGAGAAUCAAGAGCCUACAGUGGGUACUGGCGAUUCCAGCCCUCUCACCUUAGAAGUGGGUCCAGGUGUAGAUCCGAGGCAACUGUCAGGCCCUAGUCAGGAGGGGCUACGGGGUGCAUGCGCACAGCCUUCCCCGGUGGAGUCUAUCAGUGGAAAAGCAGAUGAGCCAAGCGGGAAGAGCCCUAUGAACCCUGAGCCCUCAGGUCACAGCCUGGCCCUCCACCCUGCUAGCCUGCAAGAGCAUAGAGAAGUGGUGGAUGGCCCGCCCCAGCCACCCCAGGGGCCUGGGGCCCCCGCUGCUCCCGGCCCUGCGGACCAGGCCGUCUGGGGGGGCUCUUCAACCAUGGAACUCGACUUCCUGCCAGACAGCCAGAUGCAGGAUGUCCUGGAUGCCCCGAGCUUCACAGGCUCUCUUGAGCAGCCUUCUGCAGGGAGCACACUGAGCCCCUGCUGGCCUGGCACCAACCCACCUGUCAAUGGAGGCUCCAGCACCACAGCCCAGCCAAGGACCCCUGACUCCGGGAACAAGCCCUUUAAGGAUCCUGGGCUGGAGGAUGCAACAGACACAGUGUGUGGCCUCAUCGUGGAGCUCUCCAAUCUCAACCGGCUGAUCAUGAGCACCCACCGGGACCUGGAAGCCUUUAAGCGCCUCAGCUACCGGAAGGCGAAGCCGACAGGAAAGAUGCCUGUGCCCUAUGCCUCCAGGGGGGCUGGGAGUCUCCCUCGAGGGGAGCAGCCCUGGAGAGACUUGUAG